Molecule: messenger RNA, 1740 nt
Organism: Plutella xylostella (diamondback moth)
Lineage: Eukaryota; Metazoa; Arthropoda; Insecta; Lepidoptera; Plutellidae
Gene: ova
Product: ovaries absent
Source: RefSeq, a predicted model, not a curated record
UUCAAAUAUUUCAUUCAGUUGGAUUGGCUAAUGAACGCCGUUUUGUGGAAUUUUUGUAAUUUUGUGUGAACAAAGUUUUUGAAUCUUGGACUUUCCAGUUUUUGUAUUCUUGUGCAUUAUAUUAAUGUUCUUCAAAUGCUCUCUACUGUGUAUGCGAUGAUAUUCGGUGUGCUAUCAGUUAUGGCAUCAUUAGUGGUCCCGAGAUCGCAAGCGCUGACUGGGUUUCGACUUCGAUGACCAUAAUCAACAGCAGGCAUCAUGAUCGCCAACUUACCGCUAUUGUUUGCAAAUGGAAACCCGACGGCUCUGACGAAGAUAACGGCUUCAGAAUUAGAGAAAUUUAUUACCUUCAUGGUGACAUGUUCAUGGGGUCAUGAUACCGCGAAAGAUAUACGACAGCCUCCUUGGUGGCCGGACGAUGUGGCGUUCUCGCACCCGUUCAAGAGGCCGCCGCUGGUGCCGAGAGAAUGGGAGAACAAGCUGAAAAGGUUAGUCAGAAGAUGCUAUGACUAUCAUAAAAGCGCCUUUUUAUUGGUGUUUUCAGCACAGCUCGCGCGGUAUCCUCAUAACAGGCUCCGUUAUGUAGACAACCUCGAUCAUACAACGUCUCUGUACUGUAAACCAAGUGGUAAACUGUUGGUGACUUUUCGAAAUGAGAACUUACACUAUGACCGUAAUGGAGAAGCCAAUACAACAGUGAUACCAUCGGAGCCACAACUCAAAUCUGCAGACAUAUACCUUUGUGACAAUUGUGACAGCCACUUUGAUAAUCCUGAUAUCCUCAAAGCUCAUGAAAGACUGUGUAACAAUGUAAUUAAUGUACCAUCUACAUCCAUAAGUGGUGGUCUGCCAGAGUUUUUGUCUGCGUUGAAACUAAAACCCAUUGAAGAUGUAGAUAAAAAAGAAACUUCUACAGAAAAUGAUAUGAAAUCUAGACAUGUAAGAAGUGCUGCUAACAUUGACCGUGGGCCUCCAUACCCUUUUUCAUCUUUAGCAUACAUACGCAAUGCUAAAUCAAUAUGUCCCCGGGACACCAGCUAUUCAAGAGAACGGGUUGAAAGAUACUGUUGUGACACACCUACAACAUAUAGUAAAAAUUUAGGUAGUAAAAGAAAUUCUCAAUUUCCUGUUCGGUAUAGAAGACCUAUCGAUUACUGGACAAGGAAACAUGUAUUCCCAGACCAGAGGAAGAAAGAUAUACUCAAUCUGGAUGGUCAACUGCUGAUGCUGAAAUGCAGACCGAUCUCUGUAAAUAUAGAAAAUAUGGCUCUAGAGAGUAUGCAAGACUAUAUAGAUAAAUUGAAAGAAGAAGCUAAACUUAAAGCUGAAGAAGAUAAGGAUGUAGAGUGUUUAAGUGAUGAUGAUAGUGAAAAGACCACAAAUCCCUUGAACACGGUCAAUGAGUGUGAAGUGAUUGAUCUAUGUUCAGAUGAUGAGACUGCUAGUGCUAAUGAGAACUGUGACCCGCGCGCGGGCGUGACGUGCGUGAUGCGCGGGGGCGCGGUGCUGCGCCGCACGGCCGCCACGCCGCAAGCCAUCCCGGCCGAGCCCUGCGGCGCGCGCCAGAAACCACUGCCACCGGCCAUCCUCCAACCCCAACCGGUCAUACUUUUCACACAUUCUUUGAGCAACAUGCAAACAAUAUCCAUUGACUAAAUUAUGUAAAAUACUGUAAUUGUAGUUCACUAUUGCUAAUUAUUUAUUAUUAUGAUCAUCAUCAUUAAAUUUUAAUGUUUAAUA